This is a messenger RNA of Momordica charantia (bitter melon), 5229 nucleotides long. RefSeq names its product relative of early flowering 6 (gene REF6). Gene Ontology annotation, biological process: regulation of gene expression; chromatin remodeling. The record is from RefSeq and is a predicted model, not a curated record. Gene Ontology annotation, molecular function: histone H3K4me/H3K4me2/H3K4me3 demethylase activity. Gene Ontology annotation, cellular component: nucleus; chromatin. Lineage: Eukaryota; Viridiplantae; Streptophyta; Magnoliopsida; Cucurbitales; Cucurbitaceae.
UCUCCUCUGCCCCCAAAUAUAAAGUUUUUUUUUUUUUUUUUUCCUUUUUUUCAACCUCUGGGUUUUUGCUGUUCUUUGUUUCCUCUGUAUGAUUGGGGAAACAGAGGAAAUUGUAUUGACGAGAUUCCCGAAAGGAAGAAGCAGAAAAUGAAACAGGGAAUGUGAGAAGGUUUGUUGUUAUCUUCUGUGAUUUCGUGCCUCUGUUGAAAAUGGGUGUUGCAUGAGAAACCCUGCUGCAGUUUACCUUCAACUUCGCUACUAUUAAUGGCAGCCUCAGCUCUGGCCGCGGAGCCGACGCAAGAGGUACUUUCUUGGCUCAAAACCCUACCUUUGGCCCCAGAAUACCACCCAACUCUGGCCGAGUUUCAAGAUCCAAUUUCAUACAUUUUCAAGAUCGAAAAAGAGGCUUCCAAGUUUGGAAUCUGCAAAAUUGUGCCCCCUGUGCCCCCUUCACCGAAGAAAACUGCAAUUGUCAAUCUCAACAGGUCACUUGCUGCUCGUGCCGCCUGCUCUGACUCGAGUAAUUCCAAGUCGCCGCCUACAUUCACAACUCGCCAGCAGCAGAUCGGGUUUUGCCCGCGAAAAACCCGCCCAGUUCAGAAAUCAGUGUGGCAGAGUGGCGAGUACUACACAUUCCAGCAAUUUGAGGCUAAGGCGAAGAGCUUCGAGAAGAGCUAUUUGAAGAAAUGUGGGAAGAAAGGGGGGCUUUCACCUUUGGAAAUCGAAACGCUCUAUUGGAGGGCAACUCUGGAUAAGCCGUUUUCGGUGGAAUAUGCGAACGAUAUGCCUGGUUCAGCGUUUGUGCCGGUUAGUGCAAAAAUGUUUAGGGAGGCAGGGGAAGGCACGAUGCUUGGUGAGACUGCGUGGAACAUGAGGGGGGUGUCCAGGGCGAAAGGGUCUCUGUUGAGGUUUAUGAAGGAAGAGAUUCCAGGAGUUACUUCUCCAAUGGUGUAUGUUGCUAUGAUGUUCAGCUGGUUUGCUUGGCAUGUAGAAGACCAUGACUUACACAGCUUAAAUUAUAUGCAUAUGGGGGCGGGAAAAACAUGGUAUGGCGUACCGAGAGACGCUGCUGUGGCGUUCGAGGAGGUUGUUAGGGUUCAGGGAUAUGGAGGAGAAAUUAAUCCCCUUGUUACUUUUGCUGUUCUUGGUGAGAAGACCACUGUGAUGUCACCGGAAGUUCUAGUUAGCGCGGGGGUUCCAUGUUGCAGGUUAGUGCAAAAUGCAGGUGAAUUUGUUGUCACUUUUCCUCGAGCUUAUCAUACAGGUUUCAGUCAUGGAUUCAACUGUGGGGAGGCAGCCAAUAUUGCAACUCCAGAGUGGUUAAGGGUUGCUAAAGAUGCUGCAAUUCGUAGAGCUUCAAUCAAUUAUCCUCCAAUGGUCUCUCAUUUUCAGUUACUAUAUGAUCUUGCUCUAAGUUCGAGAACACCUCUGUGGAUUGGUGCUGCACCAAGAAGUUCACGGCUAAAAGAUAAAAAGAAGAGUGAAGGGGAAACAGUGAUAAAAGAGUUAUUUGUACAGAACAUUGCAGAGAAUAACAGCCUGCUGCACAUUCUUGGGAGGGGUGCUUCAGUUGUACUUCUUCCCCAAGGUUCUUCAGAUUCUAUUUAUUCGAAACUGCGUGUUGGAUCGCACUUGAGAGCAAAACCUAGAUUUCCUGCUGGUUUUUGCAGUUCCAAGGAAGCAACUAAAUCUCCUCAAAGUUUUGAUUAUGAUAAUCUCACACUAGAAAACAGCCAGGGAAUAAAUCGAGUUAAAGGUUUCUAUUCAGCUAAUGGACCAUAUGCUACUCUAUCUGAGCGAAGCACUGAUAAUUUAUGUGCUUCAAGUUCAAGAACUUUGAAUGCCAACAACAAACGAGGUGGUAGUGCUAAUUGUGAUGGGUUAUCAGAUCAAAGACUGUUUUCUUGUGUCACAUGUGGUAUUUUAAGCUUUGCCUGUGUAGCCAUCAUCCAACCCAGAGAACAAGCUGCUAGGUACCUUAUGUCAGCUGACUGUAGCUUCUUUAAUGACUGGGUAGCUGGUUCUGGAAUAACCAGUGAAGGGAUUGCUAUUCGAGAUGGGCAUGCAGUUACUUCUCAGCAGAUUAGUAAUAGUGGAAAAAGAGAAAAGUGUGUCUCUGAUGGUUUGUAUGACGUCCCAGUCCAUGCUGUCAAUCGCCAGCUUCCAGUAGCAGAUCAAAGUUACGAAGCUAAUUCAAAUACUGAAAACCGGAAAGAAACUUCUGCCCUUGGCAUGCUCGCAUUGACUUAUGGACAUUCCUCUGAUUCUGAGGAGGAUAAUGCUGAUGCAGAUGCUGUGUUAAAUGCGGAUGAUACUAAACUGAUGAUCUGUUCUUCAGAAGAUGGCUAUCAGUUUGAGAAUUCUGGUCUUACUUCUAAUGAAUAUUGCAAAAACAGUGCAACUUUGGAUCAUAAUCCCUCUUCAUUUAGUGUUAAUACUGCAGAUCAAAUGGACUUUCAAGUCGAUGACUAUGAAGAAUUUGGACGAGCUAGAUUUGAUUCCAAAGACUCUUUCAAUUGUUCUUCUGAUGAAAUUGAUGGCAUAGGUUCAACUAAGAAAAAUGGCUUGUCAACUAGAUAUCAGGAUUCACAUGUGAAUAACAAAUCUCCCUCAGAUGGCGAUAUUGAAAAACCAAUGUUUGACAAGACCACUGAACCAGUGGAAAUUGAGAAUAUACCAUUUGCUCCAGAUAUCGAUGAAGACUCCUCGAGGUUGCAUGUAUUCUGUCUGGAACAUGCAAAAGAAGUGGAACAACAACUUCGCCCAAUUGGAGGAGUGCAUAUUCUUUUACUUUGCCAUCCAGACUAUCCGAAGAUGGAGGCAGAAGCAAAAUUGGUGGCAGAAGAAUUAAGAAUGGACCAUCCAUGGACUGAUACGAUGUUCAGAGGAGCCACUCAAGAUGAAGAAAAGAGGAUUCAGUUAGCUUUAGAUAGCGAGGAUGCAAUUCCGGGUAAUGGAGACUGGGCUGUAAAGUUAGGAAUUAAUCUCUUUUAUAGUGCCAACCUCAGUCACUCUCCUCUUUAUAGUAAGCAGAUGCCAUACAAUUCUGUUAUUUAUAAUGCAUUUGGUCGUAGUACUUCGGCUAACUCUUCUGGGAAGCCAAAAGUCUAUCAAAGGAGGACUGGCAAGCUGAAAAGAGUUGUUGCAGGGAAAUGGUGUGGGAAAGUCUGGAUGUCAAAUCAAGUUCAUCCUUUGCUAGCAAAGAGAGAUCCUCAAGAAGAAGAUGAAGACGUCAUCUUCCAUUCUUGGACAAUGUCAGAUGAGAAGGUUGAUAGAAAACCAGAAAAUAUCCAGAAAAAUGAGACUGUUAUGGUAAAUAGAAAGUCUGCUGGCAAGAGAAAAAUGGCUUCUGGGAGCAGAACAACUAAGAGAGCCAAACCUAUAGAGACAGAGGACAUGGUUUCAGAUGAUUCGGUUGAAGAUUGUAUUCAUCAGCAUCAUAGCAUUCUUCGAAACAAUCGAUCUAAAUUUGUUGAGAGCAAUGAUGCUAUGUCGGAUGAUUCUGUGGAGGAUGAUUCUUGUAAAAAACGUGGAAGAGUUGCCACCAGCAAGGGAGGGGCAUAUUGUGGGACGGAUGAUACAGGUUCAGACGAUUCUCUUGGAUAUCGUAGUAAUCAGCGGCGCCUAGGCUUUUGUGGAGCUAAGCUGCCCAAAUGGGGUGAGAUAGAACCUGUAGUUUCUGACGAUUCCUUUGAGCACGAUUCUUCUCAACAUCAGAGAAAAAAGAGCAAGAGCAAGAUGGAGAAACAUUUCGAGAGACAAGAUGCGCUUUCAGAUGAGUGUCUGGAGAGUGGUUCCCUUAAGCAGUGUAGUAGGAUUCCGAGAGGCAAGCAAGCCAAAGUUUUUAAAAAUGUCAUUUCACAUGAUAUAAGGGAUGAUAGUUUUCUUUGGCAUCAUCAGAGGACGUCUAGAAGCAAGAAGGCCAAAUCUAUCGAGAGUGAAGAUGCAGCUUCAGAGGGCUCCCUAGACAAUAAUUCUCAUCAGCAUAGGAGUAUGCCUCGAAGCAAACCGGACAAAUGCGUUGUGAGGGAAGAUGCAUUUUCAGAUGAUCCAGAAGAAGAUGAUAGUUCUAUUCUGCAGCAUUGGAAAAUUAAAAGAAACAUGCCAUCCAAAUACAUUGAGAGAGAAAAUACGUCGGACGACCAACUUGACAAUGGUGCUAAUCAGGGCAGGAGGAGGAUGCUUCGGAGUAAGCCGGUCAAGACAGAGACAAUUCCUCAAAUGAAACAAGAGAUCUCGCGACCUGCAAAGCGGGGAGCCUCUCAGACUUUGAAGGAAGAAUUCUCUCAAUCUCUGAAACGUGGAGCUCGUCAUAUGUUGAAAUUAGAGACCCCACAGCCAAUAAAACCACAUGCCACAAAUCUGCGAGGUAAGCAAGCUAAGAGGAAUAGUAAAUUUACUGAUGUAGAAUCAGAGGAAGAGCAACCAGGUGGACCUAGCACACGUCUUAGAAAAAGAACUCCAAAGCCUACUAAGCUUUCUGAAGCGAAGGUGAAAGAUAAAAAACAAAUUGGUAAGAAAAAGGUGAAGAAUGCUUCAUCUUUGAAGACUCCAGCAGGGCAUAGAGAUUCGAAAGCAAGGGAUGAGGAAUCAGAAUAUCUUUGUGAUAUCGAGGGUUGCAACAUGAGUUUUGGUUCAAAACAAGAACUUGUCUUGCACAAACGAAAUAUCUGUCCUGUCAAGGGGUGUGGAAAGAAGUUUUUCUCGCACAAGUACCUUGUGCAGCAUCGUCGGGUACACAUGGACGAUCGUCCCCUCAAAUGUCCAUGGAAGGGCUGCAAGAUGACUUUCAAAUGGGCAUGGGCCCGAACAGAACAUAUUCGUGUUCAUACAGGCGCCCGACCUUACGUCUGUGCUGAACCAGGAUGUGGUCAGACGUUCAGAUUUGUGUCGGAUUUCAGUCGUCACAAGCGGAAGACUGGACAUUCGACGAAGAAAGGUAGAGGAUAAUACUGCGGCCGAUGAAUGUGUUACAUGGAUAGUUAUUCUGUUGGUCAAUUGACAGAUUUAGGGUUAGAUAUAGGGAUAGGUUUAGAACAUCCCUGUAAUUAUUAUCAUUGAGAGUAACAAUUAAUUCUGUUGUGCUGUCUGUGUUCGUUGGUGCUAUUUAUUUCCUGUAAACCUGAGCAAUUGCUUGGAUCUUCAAAACAUUCUUCGCCAAUGAAUGUCAGAUGCUAAUCCUCAUCUUGGUUGGGGGUUGGACAUUACCCCUUCUGGGAACUUUGUGCA